This is a messenger RNA of Rotaria socialis, 1716 nucleotides long. Lineage: Eukaryota; Metazoa; Rotifera; Eurotatoria; Philodinida; Philodinidae. The record is from the annotation of a GenBank genome assembly.
AUGUACAUCGCUGACAAUGGAAAUAAACGUAUUCUUAAAUGGUCGAUAGGGCAAAAUCAAGGACGUAUCGCCAAUGGGGCGAACGGAAGUAGGGUACCUCUCAAUCAGAUUUCACAAUGUUUCGGAAUCUAUGUCGAUGCACAAUCAAACUUAUAUGUCUCAGACUAUGGAAAUCAUCGCGUCGUUAUCUGGGAUGGAAGAAACACAACCAAUGGCCGAUUGGUAGCCGGCGGUAAUGGUUUUGGCACAGCAGAAAACCAACUCCACUCACCAUAUGGCAUCUAUGUUGAUAAAAAGGGUAUAUUGUAUAUUGUUGAGCAAGGAAAUCAUCGAGUGUCACGUUGGCUACCAGAUGCAACAUCCGGUGUGACCAUUGCCGGAGAAUCUGGACUAGCAGGUUCAUGGUCAUAUGAGUUGAACCAUCCGACUGUUGUAAUGUUCGAUCAAUUCGAUAACAUGUUCAUUUUGGACACGGGUAACAAACGAAUUCAGAAAUGGGCACCUGAAUCAACAUAUGGCAUCACUGUGGCACUCCUAACCGGUUUCACCGAUCCAAGAGGAAUGAGCUUUGACACUUAUGGGAGUCUGGUUGUAGCAGAUCGCAAGAUCAAUGGAACCGGUGUAAACCUGUUGCUGAAUCAAAUUGUUUCCUUUUCGAUGCUUUGCCCUGCAUUGACAACUACAACUACACCACCGCCGAUAGUUCAAGCAUUGAAUGAAACUUGUUCACACGCUAUAUGGGACGGUAACUAUUCUACAAUAGCUGGUAUAAGCGGCUCCUCCAGUACUUCGACGUUGCAUCUUAAUAGUCCGCACAAUAUUUUCGUCGACAACUACGAUAAUGUUUACGUAGCUGACGGAAACAAUCAUAGAAUAAUUCGCUUUUCACCUGGUAAGAUUCUUGUAUUCGAAAACAAACGUUUCUAUUACUAUGUUGAAGGAUCGAAGAGUGGAACAAAUAUUGCCGGCAUUCGACUUAGAGCUGGCAAAGGGAAAAGCGAACUCAAUACUCCAACUACUGUAUUUGUCACUGGAGACCAAACUUUGUUCAUUCUCGAUGCUGGUAACUUCAGAGUACAAAAGUGGAAAUAUGGAGAACCACUGGGAUUUCCAGUAGCUGGCAGAUACCGUGUGGGUAAUACUUCUCAAAAUAUAUCGUUUAGCUAUGGUUUGCAUGUUGAUGAUGAACACAAUGUAUAUGUAUCUGAUCACAGCAACCAUCGUGUGAUGCUUUGGAUGAAAAAUGAUACAUCAGUUGGUAUAGUGGUGGCUGGAGGCAAUGGUAUGGGUAAAAGAUCCAAUCAACUUAGUUAUCCGUGGGGUAUUCAAGUAACAAAGAACGGUACGAUAUACAUUGCUGACUCAAACAAUCAUCGAAUUCAAAUGUGGACUAGAAAUGCUUCUUCUGGUUUGACCGUGGCUGGAGCAUUGAGCGAUGGGCCUGGUCCUUGGCAGUAUCAAUUAAAUAAGCCCACAACUAUCCUGCUCGAUCGGCAUGAGAACAUGUUUAUUUUGGACACGGGAAAUAACAGAAUUUUGAAAUGGACACACGGUUGGACGUAUGGGGUACCUGUGGGAUCUAUAGCAUCAAUGAAGAAUCCUUAUGGGAUGCAAUUCAGUCUUGAAGGAAACAUUGUGGUGGCUGAUACAAAUAAUCAUCGCAUUAUUUCAUUUCCAAUUAGCUGCUGUGAGUUAUUGGCCAAAUGUGCUGGAUAA